This is a messenger RNA of Mytilus californianus (California mussel), 1955 nucleotides long. RefSeq names its product DNA-(apurinic or apyrimidinic site) endonuclease 2-like. The transcript has 6 exons. Gene Ontology annotation, molecular function: zinc ion binding; DNA-(apurinic or apyrimidinic site) endonuclease activity; double-stranded DNA 3'-5' DNA exonuclease activity. Gene Ontology annotation, cellular component: nucleus. Bases 134 to 1693 code for a protein of 519 amino acids. Lineage: Eukaryota; Metazoa; Mollusca; Bivalvia; Mytilida; Mytilidae. Gene Ontology annotation, biological process: base-excision repair. The record is from RefSeq and is a predicted model, not a curated record.
AACUUCUGUCUCUAUUUUCGCUUUGUACUUUCGAAUUAUCGAAAAUGAAGAUAUUGACAUGGAAUAUUAAUGGAAUAAGGGCAGCUAAAAGAAAUUUGAAAGACCUUUUUGAUUCCUUAGACACGGAUAUAAUAUGUUUACAAGAAACAAAAGUCACCCGUUAGUGUCCUAUCGAUGUGAUCAGUUAGAUGAACCAACAGCCAUUGUUGAUGGGUAUAAUUCAUAUUUCAGUUUUUCUAGAAAGAGAAGUGGAUACUCAGGUGUUGCUACAUUCUGCAGGGACUCAGCUACACCUUUUAAGUCAGAGGAAGGCUUGCAUUCAUCUUUAUCAAUGAAAAAUGAAAACGUUGUUGGUUGUUAUGGCAAGAUUCAAGAUUUUACAGAAGAUGAGCUGGAAUCACUUGAUGCAGAAGGAAGAACCAUCAUAACUCAGCACAAAAUAAGAAAGAAGAGUGGAGAUGAAGGAGAUCUCGCCAUUAUUAAUGUCUACUGUCCACGUGUUGACCCUGAGAGAGAAGAUCGCCAAGUUUAUCAGCUUAGAUUUUAUGCACUACUCCAGAUGAGAGCAGAAGCCCUUCUUAAUAGUGGAAGCCAUGUUAUAGUUUUAGGAGAUAUAAAUACAACUCACAAAGAAAUAGACCACUGUGAUCCAGAUGAUGAGUGUUUCAUUAGAAAGCCAAGUAGAAUAUGGUUGAAUCAGUUUCUUUGGGACCAGGACAAAGAUCCAGAAAUUCAGGACUUUCGCACCAUAGAAGGAUUCCAAGCUGUUACAAGUACUGCAAAAGGUGGUUGUUUUUCUGAUACACUUAGAUAUUUAUAUCCAGACAAAAAAGAAGCUUACACAAACUGGUGCUCCCUAACAGGAGCUAGAGCUACAAACUAUGGGAGGCGGUUAGAUUACAUAUUUACUGAUAUUGGCUUAGUAUGUGAUUCUAAAGAUUGUGUUGUUAUGCCAGAAGUAGAAGGAUCUGAUCACUGUCCAUGUAAAGCUGUUUUUCAUGGAAAUUUUAUUCCAUCUGUAAAAUGCCCAUCGUUGUGUUCAAAAUCUAUGCCAGAGUUUUUAGGCAAGCAGCAGAAACUCUCAUCCUUUUUUGUAAAACGUUCUGACAGCCAACCAUCAUCAAUUAAGGAAUCUGAAGAAGAGGAUGGGUUUUCAAGCUCACAGGAAGAAAAACAAAAAUAUAUAUCUAACAACAAAAGCAGUUUUAAGCGAGAAAAUUCUAUUGCUAGUAAGUUACCAUCUGCUAAAAGACAGAAGAAUGAUCAGGGCAGCCUAUCAAAACAAGCUAGUUUAAAAAAUUUCUUCUCCAUUCCAAAGUCAAAUGUUCAUACUAAUGACAGAAGCAGUGGUAAGGAUACUUCACAAGAGAAAAAGCCUGAAGAAUUCUCAAAGGGGGAAAUAAAUCCUAAAAUGGCCAAUGACAAUACUACAAAAACAGAAACAAAGACUGUGACAAGUGGUUCAUCAGCUCAGGCAUGGAAACAGUUGCUUAAAGGUCCUCCUACUGCACCUCUGUGUAAAGGACACAAAGAACCCUGUGUAUUGAGGACAGUGAAGAAGGAUGGCCCAAACAAAGGGAAACAAUUCUUUGUAUGCAACAGACCAGAGGGUCAUAGUAGUAACCCUGAAGCUAGAUGUGAUGUGUUUAUAUGGGUGGAUAAAAUGAAAAAUGACAGUAAAACAAAAAAAUAAGAUUUUUUAUAUGAAGAAUGAGAUUGCUUAUUUUUAGCCUUUGUUUAGAGACAGAAUUUAGCAUUUUUGGUUAACUUUGCCAAAUGUUCAGUUAUUUCAGUAUUAAAAGUAUGAUGAUAAGAAGGAUCAAAACUGAAAAUAAUGAACUGAAGCUGAAUAAAGAAUAUCUAUUGACAGUGUUUGCCAAAUAUUUUUGAUGAUAUAAUUAAAUUUAAGAUGACAGAGUUUAUUGAUUGUAUUCAUAUUAAAUGAAAAAUGUUUG